CAUAAAACAAGCACAGAUAGCAUUUACUGCCCAUCUGACAUAAUCUUUGGGUUUAGCAUUUCCCCAGCCAGUUGACUGGCUUCUGCCUCAUUUCCAUCUUCAUUUCACUGGUAACUUCCCAUCCGAUCGGUCAUGAGUCAAGGAAUCAUCAGUCAGGAGGUAAACGGUCGCCAGGAGCCGUCGGGAACUUCUGGAGAGGAGGGCUUGCGGCGCAGGGUGGCAAUUGUCGGAGCAGGUCUGGUUGGCUCUCUGGCGGCCUUGAACUUUGCCCGCAUGGGCAACCGCGUGGAUUUGUACGAGUACCGAGAGGAUAUCCGUCAGGCUCUGGUGGUUCAGGGCAGGAGCAUCAACUUGGCUCUUUCCCAGCGGGGUCGAAAGGCUCUGGCCGCUGUGGGUCUGGAGCAAAAGGUGCUGGCCACCGCGAUACCCAUGAGGGGACGAAUGCUGCACGAUGUCAGAGGAAACACCAGUGUGGUCCUCUACGAUCCGACGACAAAUCAGUGUCUUUACUCCGUGGGUCGCCGGCAGCUCAACGAAGUCCUUCUGGACGCUUGUGAUAAGCUGCCCAAUAUCCGCUGCCACUUCGAGCACAAAUUAACGAGCGCCAAUCUGAAAGAGGGUUCCAUGGAGUUCCGGAGACCCGGGGUCGAGGAAGCUAUAGCUGCCAAUGCUGAUCUUAUAGUGGGCUGUGAUGGCGCCUUCAGUAGUGUUCGCCAGCAAUUAGUUCGCCUGCCGGGGUUCAACUAUUCCCAGGAGUAUAUUGAAACGGGUUACCUGGAGCUUUGUAUACCCUCGAAAGCGGGCGAUUUCCAGAUGCCUGCCAAUUACCUGCACAUCUGGCCGCGAAUCUCCUUCAUGAUGAUUGCCCUGCCCAAUCAGGAUAAGUCCUUUACGGUCACCCUCUCCAUGCCCUUUGAGGUCUUUGCCCAAAUUCAGAAUCAAAACGAUCUACUGGAUUUCUUUAAACUGAACUUCCAGGAUGCACUGCCUCUCAUUGGAGAGCAACAGCUCAUCAAGGACUUCUUCAAGACCAGGCCCCAGCAUUUGGUGUCCAUCAAGUGCAGACCCUACCACUAUGCGGAUAAGGCCCUGAUUCUGGGCGAUGCCGCCCAUGCCAUGGUACCGUAUUAUGGCCAGGGAAUGAAUGCCGGAAUGGAGGAUGUCACUCUGCUCACCGGAAUUCUGGCCCAGCAGUUGCCUCUGGACGAGGCUUUGGCCGAGUUUACCGAAUCUCGCUGGCGGGAUGCAUUUGCCAUUUGCGAUCUGGCCAUGUACAACUAUUUGGAGAUGCGCGAUCUGACCAAACGCUGGUCCUUCCGCUUCCGAAAAUGGCUGGACACCUUGCUGUUCCGUUUAUUUCCCGGCUGGAUUCCCCUCUACAAUAGUGUCUCUUUUUCUAGUAUGCCUUAUAGCCAAUGCAUUGCCAAUAGAAAGUGGCAAGAUCAGCUGCUGAAGCGUGUUUACGGUGUCACAUUAUUUUCUCUCCUCAUGGGCGGAAGUGCUGUAUAUGCAAAGCGUUUUUUUUAAACAAGUUCAAAAGUCUUUAAUUUAAAGAUUUAAUUUUAUACAUUAUAAAUUUUGCAUCAAUAAAUAACAUAAAUUUAAACGUUCUAACAAAUUUAGACUUCUGUAGAACAAAUGAGCAAUGUGUGGAUACAAUUGUUGCUAUGGGAAAUGUUGCUAUACAAGUGUUGCCAAUAAAAUGUUGCUGGCAGCACAAAUUUGUAAACAUGUAUACCAUACAUAUAUUUACACCCACAUUUUUCGUGUCUAUAAAUUGCUAGAUCUUUCUAAUUAAAAAAAACUUCGCGAACUUGAUGA
Messenger RNA from Drosophila eugracilis, 1821 nucleotides. It is a transcript of the gene cn, whose product is annotated as kynurenine 3-monooxygenase. Lineage: Eukaryota; Metazoa; Arthropoda; Insecta; Diptera; Drosophilidae. Gene Ontology annotation, molecular function: FAD binding; NAD(P)H oxidase H2O2-forming activity; kynurenine 3-monooxygenase activity. Bases 133 to 1527 code for a protein of 464 amino acids. The transcript is spliced from 3 exons. Gene Ontology annotation, cellular component: mitochondrial outer membrane. Gene Ontology annotation, biological process: NAD+ metabolic process; quinolinate biosynthetic process; L-tryptophan catabolic process. The record is from RefSeq and is a predicted model, not a curated record.